CUCGGCGAAAGACAUGUCUCUAGAUGUAUCUUGUUGACAUAAUAUUUGACCGUAUAUAUCAAAGUUAAUGAUGGCGGAGAAAAGAAAUUGUGAAGGAGCGACGGAGGAUGUUGCAAGUGACAGUAAAAGAAAACGAUUGGAUAGGAACACCUUUGCUGAAACAAAAAGCGAUAUUUCUGAUGAUACAGGAAGCAACAUUUCUGAUGAUACUAGUACUGAGUACGACAUUGAUCUGUUAUCAGAUUUAACAAGGAAUCAGCUUGUCGUUCUCUACACCCUGUGUCUGUGUCGUGAUGAUGAGGGUCUAAUCCAGCUGUAUGAUGAUGACGUAACUAUGGGAGACAUUAAUGUGAGGAAGACAGUGGAGGAGCUGGAGGACAUGGGACUGAUGGAAUACGAACACGUCUACUUGUGACAAUUCAAUCUUACAAAGAGAAUUGUUUACUGAGUGACGUAGACCAAGACUUCUUUAUAGACGUGGCCUCCAAGGACGCCUUAUAUUGGUAUAUGAAGUAUGACCCUAUCAUUAACCGUGAUAUUUCAAGUCCACAAGACAGUAGAUCUAUAUCAUUAUUGAAACUGAUGAUGGAGGAGAGGGUGGACCUUGUAGAAAUUAUUACAGUAUUCACAGAUGACAAAUUAGUGCCAGAAAGAAUCUUAGCAGAAUCCGAAGAAUUUGUCCAAUUUUGGAAGAACCAUUGUAAGCAGAGAAACAUACAUCCUACUGAUUGGUCAAGUGGUGUCUGUGAUGAAGAAAAGGAAAGAUAUUUCUCAACAUAUUCAAUUCUUUCUGGAUACCAGGAAGAGUCUCUGAAAUUGGUUCUUAACAAGUCAAAAUGGAGCAUACUUAUACUCAUAUUAAUGUCAGAGAAGUACAGUAUUUUAUAUGAAGAGAAAUUGUUGGAGGAAAAGUCGACAAAAUAAAACAUACCUUUCUGUCACUGAAUGGCUCUGACGAUGGAAUGUCUAAUUAUACGUUUUGUAUUCAAGAUUUGAUACACAAUGACAAAUUACUUACAAUGAACAAAGAAAACAAGACACUAGAGUUUAAAUCAGAGGAUAUUCGUCAUCAGGCGAUAGGGUACUUUGUUCUAAACUGUUUAUUAUCUGAUGAGGACUACAAGAACUACAUCCAACUCUCGUCCUUUGACUCGUUGUUUGAUUAUGUCCGUACUUUGGGGUAUGAAGGUGAGAAACAAGAAAAGUGCGUGUUCAUACCGAAUAGGAUGGAGGAGACAUUAACUAGGAAAAUUGGAAUUGACAUCUUAAGACACGCCACAGUGGAAGAUAGCUGGAUGAAAAGUAUUGUGUGUGAUACCUUAAAUAUUCCAGAAGAAAUUCUUUAUUGGGACUACGAUGCAAGAUGCAGGUACAUAGAAUGUGCAAAGAAAGGGACACAAACGAUCCACAGGUCCCGUGCUAUGAUUGUUGGUUGUGCUGGUGCAGGAAAAACUACCCUGCUUAAACGACUACAGAAGCGAUCUCUUGAUGAAUUACAACAGGUUCAAUCUACAGUAGGCCUAGAAGUUCACGAGGACAUUUUUGAAAUUUUGGAAGACAAAUAUUUCUUAACAGCCGUGACAGAAGAAACAGAGAAGGAAGAAAAGCAACUGUUGAGUGUCAUGGAUUUUGGAGGACAGUGUGCUUACUACGCCUGUCAUCAGGUGUAUCUCAGCAGAAGAGCUUUCUAUUUACUGGUGAUAGAUAUGUCAAAAUCAUUCGGAGAAAAAGUCGACCCAGCGCUGUGCGAACAAGAGGGGACAAUGUUUUCUGAUUGGACAUAUGGAGAGUACAUCCUUUUUUGGCUGAAGUCUGUCCACACCUAUUGUGAAAGUAAUGCUCCAGUUGUCAUCAUAGGAACUCAUUUUGAAAAAGUAAAAGGCCAGAAUUCUGACACGUUCUACAACGAAAUACUGGAUCACCUGCAGUUCAACAAACAUUUGAAAGGACACUUGGAACGAAAGAGAUGUUUUGUGCUUGGUUUCCAUACAGAUGGUACACCUUUUUACGAUACACUUUCUGACUUAGAAAAGUGUAUUAUUGAAAUUGCGAGGGAAGAAAAAUGGAAAGAAAACAUUCCAACCGACUGGGCUUUAUGUGAGGUUGUUUUUCGAGAAUUGAGAAAACAUGGGUCAAAAAUGAUAACAGUUAAAGAAUUAUCCAACAGAUGUUUCGGUGAAAAUGAAGCAAAGAGUGCGCAAAUCAAAGACGUCCUGAAAUUUUACCAUGAUAUCGGGGUCAUUCUAUACUUUAAUGAGGCUGCACUUUCUGACACAGUAAUCUUGGAUAUCCAGUGGUUCAUUGAUUCCUUCAAGAACAUAAUUACAGACCCGAACCACGUCAGGGAUUUUGCAGAAAACAGGCGUGAUUGGAUGGAUUUUUACACGAGUGGACAUAUCUUAGACACUCUUUUGACAAACAUAUGGAGAUUGAAAAACUUCGAAUUGGAUUUCUGGAACAGAUACAAGCACAAAGAACAUCUUCUCCAAUAUAUGGAACGUCUUGGUUUAAUUGCUGUUGGUACAGUAGCUCAUUAUAUUCCCUGUACGAAUAAGCGCACAUUUGGAAGUGCCGAGGAAAACUAUUUUCACUCUUUGGAAUACAAAACGCCUGUGUUGGUCUUUCGAUUCGAAUUCUUGCCAUAUUUUAUUUACUUCCGCCUGAUCGUUUCCUGCUUGACAAGAACCAACAGAGAAUGGAGAGUUUUACAAGACAAUGGACUUUGUCUCUACAAAAACAUUGCUUGUUUUGCCUAUAAGCAGCAUGCGGUUGCCUUGGCCGUUAACCCUUCCUCCAUACAACUUCAGGUUUUUCAACCGACAAAUACCCCGGUUACAAAAAACAUUGUAUUGGAAGUUCGAAAUAUUAUCACUGAUUUAUUGAAUGAUUUGCUCGAGAAUUUUCACAAAAAAAUCGACAUGUACACUGUUGGAUUCCAAUGUUCAAAGCAGGAAGUAUUUCACGAACAUGAUGAUUGUUUUGUUAAAGAAGAAGAGUUGUUAAAGAAGGGAACUAUGCUGUGUCCAAAACAUGAACUGAAUAACAGCCACAUACUAAGUGAAUCUGUUCUGCUAUUUUACUGGAAUGUGGAUGUACUUGCUGAGUCAAUAGACCCAGACUCUCUAGUUCAAAAAGGGAGUUAUGGGAAGCAUUCUGAACCUGAAAUGAAAACAUGUAGCUUCCAGUGUUUCGAAAAACUCACAAAAAUCGGCAGAGAAGCUCUUCAGAGAUACUUUGACAAAGUCUUCCCUCCAGCGGAGCUAUUUAUGUUACUUCAGAAGGAGAAAAGUAACUUAAGUAGACAGUUCAAUACAGACCAAUGUGAUCUACUGUAUCCAGUAGAUAAAUCGAUUCCAACAUCUUCUGCAUUCGAUGUGACCCUUAUGUACAAACUGUUGAGGAACUACGGUCCAAACCUUCCUACCCCGACCAAAGGCUGGGGAAAGACACCGGAACCGGGAAAGAAAACUCCAACUGAUGACGUAGAGAGAAUCCGAGUUUAUAGGAACGAGGCUGAACAUAAAACUCCGUCAACCAGUGUCAUGGAGAAAGAGGAAUGCCGUGUGAAGUGGAGAGAUUUGUGUCAGGCAAUACUACGACUUAGCGAAGGAAGCCUGGAACAAGAUAUAAUGGAACUCAUGUACUGAGGCAUCAAGACUGAGAUAGGGAUAGCGUCAGGUUGCAUUAACAACAAAGUUUUGCAUCACCAUCAGACGUUUAUUCUUGCCACAACUUUUCUUUAGUGAAGAUUUUUGUGAUUUAUUUUCUGUGAAAAGUGUAAACUUUCCAAUCAACAAACUGAUACAUCUACCGUGUAAGCAGAAACUUUAACAAGGAUUUUUUUUUGGCAUGAUAAGCGAAGGUGCUGAGACCGGUAAAUUGAUUCUCGUUAAAAAUUAAUUGUUUUUUGAUAUCGCUUAAAUUAUUUUCGCUAAAAAUGAAAUACCUAUUUUUUAAGGCUAAAUCGAUAAAUAUGUCUCUCGCUAAAAUUUCCACUUAUACAGUAUAUUAAGUGCACGAUGGACAUUUAUAGAAAUAAGGACAUUUGGCUGUCUGUGUGUCUAUUUGUCUUGUCUUUGAGUCUUCACAUAUUGAUAAAACUAAAAUGUAAAUUCUUCAUGGCACGUGAUCCAGUCUUUGAUGUUUCGGAGGUUUGUGUUUGCUCUGCUCCUAUCUUGUAUUGUUUAUUAGUCUUUAAAGCUUGAAUUCUGUCCAUUAUAUCCGUAAUUGUCUUGUAUAAUUAGCGUAUGUACAUGUAAUAAACAAAUGUAAAUUGUAUGAAGAAUAUAAAAUACUUCACAA
Messenger RNA from Saccostrea cuccullata (small rock oyster), 4302 nucleotides. Its product is annotated as probable serine/threonine-protein kinase pats1. The record is from RefSeq and is a predicted model, not a curated record. NCBI's taxonomy places the organism in Eukaryota, Metazoa, Mollusca, Bivalvia, Ostreida, Ostreidae. The transcript is spliced from 14 exons. The coding region runs from base 963 to 3647 and encodes 894 amino acids.